This is a messenger RNA of Owenia fusiformis, 488 nucleotides long. Lineage: Eukaryota; Metazoa; Annelida; Polychaeta; Sabellida; Oweniidae. The record is from the annotation of a GenBank genome assembly.
AGAAUUAUAAGCAUAGUACUAACAAGGAUAAGAGAUUACUCGAUUUACUUUACAAAAAUCUUCUGGAUGUAGAUUUUGAAGGAGUGACAGGUCGUUAUUUUUAUAACAAAACAUCUGGGGCAAGACAGAAGGACAGUUAUGUUGGAAUAUGGAACACAAAUAGGACGUUGCUCGAAAUUGGUUACUAUGAUACGAAAGAAAACAACCUGACUAUGACAGAACCCCCCGCCGUCAUAUUAAAAUCAAAAGGUGGAACAGCACCACCUGACUCUGAAAAAGAACAUAUUGUACGGAGACGUAUUAGUAAGGCUUCAAUUAUUGCACUUUCUGUAUUUGCUGGCGUAGGAAUAGUACUAGCGUUGAUAUGCAUCGUAUAUGCAGUCAUACACCACGAACACGUGUAAGUAUCAUGUCUCGAGAGAGUCUCAAAAAGCCUCAAAAAUCUCAAAAACAAGCCCAGAGUUCUGAAUAAACCAUAACAUCUCGAU